GAGUAACAUUACAAGCACUACGAAAACAGUCAGCGUCAAUUUACAAAGCGGCACAAAAUAAGUUGGUGUAUUCUCCAAAAAACAAGAGAUAAUGCCAAAUACUUCAGCCAUGAACGCCUCCUCUCGAGCGAUGAAAAGAUCCACGUCAGGGAUGCAGAGAGCCCUCCACAGUUCCCGAUAUACCGGGAGCUUCACGGGUUUCCAAAGUCGGAAAGGCUCCAGGAUGCUUUCGGAAAGCAGAAUGGGGAAAAGUGGCAUGAAUCGGAAGGCCAUCCGGGUAACUAGAUUGGACUCUUUCAUAGGUGCUGGAUGAGGACGGCAACGACGUCACACCUCGCCCGCUGUUCGAAUCCGAGUCCAAGGACCCGCUGGCUAAACCGCAUAAAUUAUUUUUUGAAGAUUUCCAUUCCAGAUGGGACACUUCCAAAUCGUCCUCAUUCUUCAUGAUGCGCUCUUCCGGGUCGUGCAUGUGGAGCAGCAGUCUCCCCAGCCUGUCCACCAGAACUUCGCAAAGCGGCAUGGGAUUUUUCAAGUUAGACACCAGCCAGUGUGAUUCAUCGCGAAAAUCCAGCGUAGCCGGUCAACAUGCGGCGGACGACUUUGCUUCGGAUGAGCUGCUGAACAUCUACUUAUCGGAGACGGACACCAUCACACUUCUGGAUAUGCCCAGCACUUGUAUGUCGGAGGAGGCUGAAAACGCACAAGCUGUUAAGGAGAGCAACAACAUCUAUCUUGAACUAUGCCAAAACAGACUGGGCAACGACAAGUAUGUGGAGCGAGCCAUGCAAACGUUCGUCGGCGCGGCGAAACACAAAAAAGUCCAGAGCGACAAGAUUUUGAUGCACGAUCAAGGUACACAAGCCACCAUCUGGGAUAUUCACGACUCAUUCCAACCCGAAGUACCGAAAGAAGAGAAAGCCGCGGACUGCAUGGUAGAGUUCGACCAAGGACCGAAGAGGACGAGCAGCUCCAGCAGCAUCAGCACAAUUGGCACCGCCAGUACCGGUAGCUCCCUGUUUGCCUUCAAGAUGCAAGGGGGCGAUCUAAAGGACGAGCCAGAACUCCAACAGAUCUUUAAGUCGGAUAUGUUCCAAAGCAAUUUGGUCAUCAUGGAACGCUGCCUCGUCGCCAACAUCUUUCAACCUCAGUUGGCCACUUACAGAAAGCUCCCUGAGAUAAAAGUACCUCCCCCCGUAAUGGAGCCUGAACCUGUAGUUCUGGUGGAGGAGGAGCGGGAGGAUGAGGAAGAAGAUGAGGAGCAGGCAGUGGUAGUGGAGCCAGUGACAGAGGUAAAGCAGGAGAAACAGGUGACUGAAAAGGAAAUCAAAGAGGAAAAAGAGGAGGAAGAAGAGAAGGUAGAGGAGGAAGUGUUGGAAGAAGAAGCACCAAAUCCAUUUCUGGAGCUUCUCUGGAUGUUUAGUUGUGAGCUCACCAAAGGACGGAACAUCACCUGCAUGGCUUGGAACAAGCAGAACACAGAUCUGCUGGCUGUGGGCUACGGUGACUUCAAACCUGGAAAAACAGGCCUAAUCUGCUGCUGGUCCAUAAAAAACCUGAGUUGGCCGGAGCGUAUUUAUAACUGUCACAGCGGCAUUACAUCGCUGGAUUUCUCCUCCACCAAACCUGACAAGCUGGCCGUAGGGAUGUACGAUGGCACGGUCGCCAUCUUCAGCGUACGCAAUCGAGAGAAUCGUACGUUCCUCACCAGCAGCAUAGACUGCAAAAAGAGGCACGUCCAUCCCGUGUGGCACAUAACCUGGGCUAAGCAAGAGAUGAGCAUAUCUGACGAGGACACAGUGGAAUCCGUCGUGUCCAUAUCGGAGGACGGCCGUGUCCUCAAGUGGCUCCUUUGCAGCCAUGGACUAGACGGUUUAGACAUGUUGGAGCUGAGGAGAAUUCAAGAUGGCAUCAAGAAGGCUGAAGGCAACAAAACCAGGAAAGAAGGUAUUCUGGUUUCCACCGCAACACCUGGUCUUUGUUUGGAUUUUCAGCCUAGAGAUCCCACAAUCUACCUGGCUGGCACGUCAGAAGGUGUGGUCCACAAGUGCUCUGUGUCCAACCAUCAUCAUUACCUGGCCCUUUAUCAGAAACAUCUUUGUCCCGUCAACCGAGUGCAAUGGUCGCCGUUCAGCAACGAUGUGUUCCUGAGCUGCUCCGCCGACUGGACCAUCCAACUUUGGAAGGAGGACUGCUUGACCCCAGCGAUAGGUUUUACGUCCAUUCAGAGUCCCGUCCUGUCGGUCAGGUGGUCCCCACUCUGGCCUUCGGUUUUCGCCGCCGUUAAAAGUGAACAGUUGGAGAUCUGGGAUCUGAACGCGUCUUUGAUGGACCCAGUCAUCGUGGAGCCUGCCGCCCAGGGCAUUAAGUUGACGUCCAUGCUUUUCGCUAAAGGGUCAGAUUGCAUCCUGGUCGGGAACUCUGUUGGACAAGUGAACUUUUACAGGAUCAGCAACCUCAGCGUCGGGCCAGGCAAAAAGGUGCCAAGUUUGGAGGAACUUGUUCAUUUCCCUACCGGUAAUUAGCGGAUAGUUUUAUUUUUUUCAGGAUUUUUGCUUGAGUGUUGUUUCCAUUUGAGACUUGUUUUAUGUGGAAAAUAUCAUCUGUUUUUCAGAAAAAUAUGCACAAUACAGUUAAAAUGAAGAAAAUGGACAUUAGUACAUGUAGUUGAGUCACAUGUUUUCAAUGUGUUUUGUUAUUGUUACGCGAGUCAUAUUUCAGUAGUUGUAUUUCAUGAUCAUACUCAGUCGUUCCUAUUCAAGUCUUAAUAUUUGAGUCAUGUUUCUAGUUAUGUCAUGUGUGAUGUUUUUACUUAAGUCAUGUAAACUAUGGGGUGUCUACAUGAGAGAUGUCGAGUCAUCAUUUUUCAUCACGUUUCACAUUUAUACUUGAGUCAAAUUUUAACUGGAGUCAUGUUCCUUGUUUCUAUUACUUUACUCAUGUUUGUACUUCUAAUUGAGUUAUGUUUCUGUUGGAUUAAUCUUUCUAACUUAGUCAUCUUUCUGUUUUAUGCAAGUUUCAUGACUCAUGUUUGCAGUUGUUUUGGCUCAUUUGUGAUUAUAGGUUGGCAUUUGGACAUAACAGAGUGGACAGUAACAAAGGGGACAUUUUGUGCUAAAGUUAGCCCUCAGUCUAGUGUUGCUACUAGCAUUAGCAGUGGAACCUCUUGGUACCUCACGAUACGAUAUGGUUUGCGAUACAAAGGUCACGAUAACGAUGAUCUGACGAUAUGUCGAUACGAUUAUCGAUAGAUUGGUCAGGAAAUCAUUCUAGGAUAUUCUAAAAACAACUAAUAAACACAAAAACAAGCUUCUGCUGUGGA
Messenger RNA from Corythoichthys intestinalis (scribbled pipefish), 3319 nucleotides. It is a transcript of the gene dnai4, whose product is annotated as dynein axonemal intermediate chain 4. The record is from RefSeq and is a predicted model, not a curated record. Gene Ontology annotation, cellular component: axonemal dynein complex. Gene Ontology annotation, molecular function: dynein heavy chain binding; dynein light chain binding. Lineage: Eukaryota; Metazoa; Chordata; Actinopteri; Syngnathiformes; Syngnathidae. Bases 444 to 2522 code for a protein of 692 amino acids. Gene Ontology annotation, biological process: cilium movement. The transcript is spliced from 17 exons.